AUGGGCAGGAAAAAGCCACGUUGACGAAGUCGCCAGUAGUGUGCGUUAUUUUUCAGCCAGGAAACAGAAGCGUUGUUAUUUUCAAGAAGCCGAAAUAACUCUUUGGAAGAAGCUCGUGACAGCAGCCAAUAACAGUCAUGUCAUCGCCGCCAAAAGAGAAAAUCGAUACUAAAGCUGGACAUCUUCCUGCUGUGAAAGCAGGAGGCAUGCGGAUAGUUCAGAAGCACCAGACUGCAAAUGAUGUGCCAGAAAAGAAAGAUGACAAAGACAGUAAAGAAUAUGAGACUGAGAGCCCUCCAAAGCUUCACGUUGUGGUCUCAGGUGUUCUUACUAAGGGGGAUAAAGACUUCACCCCUGCUGCUGCCCAGGUGGCCCAUCAGAAGCCAGUGCCCUCAGUGCAGAAGCUGCCUGCUGGCCACCAGAUCAACCAACAUAUCCACCAGCCUCGCAAGUGAGCCUCCACCCCGCUCUACCACCUCCGGCACACCACAUGGGGUCAGAACCACACUACCCCCCCCAAAGCCUGCUCAGGUUGCCAGGGAUCUCUUGCUGUCAAGCAUUCCAGAACCCCACCUCCUCCCGUCUGUGCCUGCAAGUGUCCCGUUUCGACCAAUAUCAUGACAAAUGUUCCUUUUACCCAUUUCUUUCCUGUACAUCAUUGCAACACUAAAUUUGAAUGCUCAAUCGCAAAUCACUAAUCAGCAUCAUGUUAAUUCUAUGGGUUAAAUUCAUGAGGGAGGCGUGGAGCUGUAUUUUAUUUUAAUUUUGUUUUACAUUAAUAUUUCCUGAGAGAUGUAAAUUGUAUAAAUAAUUUUUUUGAAGUCGGUAAAUGUUGUAUAUUAGGCAUUAUGUACUAGGUGUGGCUAUCUGAAUAAACACUUAAUAAUAAAUUAUCCAUGUUUUCCCUUGUAUAUAUUUUAGGGGAAAAAAUAAUUAUUGCCAUAAUAAUUUUUGCUAGUUGUGAUUGCUGUCCUGUUUAUAUAAUGUUCUGGGUUUGAAGCAUGUUAAGCUCAAUUAGCAGCAUCUGUGAUGUGCCUUUGAUUACCACAGAAAAGAAUGAAUCCUCUUUUACUAGGAUGUUGCUUUUGCUGUCACAAGAGGUGUGUGUGUGUGUGUGUCUGUGUCUGUGCACACUACAAAUAUGGUGUCCGAUAACCUCUUUGCAGAACCGUUUUGUUAAAUGAUGGUUUUAUAAUUGUUUUUGUAAAAACUAGUCCUGUCAUUUGAUUAAAAUGUUUAAACACGAAGCAAAAAUUUGACUUUAUAUAUAUA
Xyrauchen texanus (razorback sucker) is the source of this 1272-nucleotide messenger RNA. Its product is annotated as death-associated protein 1-like. Gene Ontology annotation, molecular function: death domain binding. Gene Ontology annotation, biological process: cellular response to amino acid starvation; apoptotic signaling pathway; negative regulation of autophagy. The record is from RefSeq and is a predicted model, not a curated record. Bases 138 to 455 code for a protein of 105 amino acids. NCBI's taxonomy places the organism in Eukaryota, Metazoa, Chordata, Actinopteri, Cypriniformes, Catostomidae. The transcript is spliced from 4 exons.